GAAAUAACCAUUGAGAUGUAUAAAAGUUGAUCAAUUUUACUAUAAAAGCAAUGUUCUUGAGAUUCGAAAUAGUUAGAAUGAGUUGAUCCGGUUUUAAAUCAAAGAUUAAAACGUUGAUUUCUCAUUAACCAUUGAUGGGAGUGGCGUUCACCUGUUUUACCUGAGGCUUCAAGUAUAUAAGGCACCUUCUACCAUCACUCCGCUUAGUCAUUUGGAAUCGUUCGUGAAACAGCGCUUUGCUUCAACGUAAAUACCAACCGUGAGUGUGCAUUAUGUUGUGAUAAAAAAUCAUUGGGUUUUUUUUAUGAUGUUAUAUUUUAUAUUUCUUUUUCUAAACAGCACAUGAUGAGAUUUCACAAGAUAGCGACGAUCCUUCUCGUUGUAAUAACUAUCGCAUCUGCAUACCCGCAAAAAGAUGGUCAAAUCUUCAGUAAUGAAGCGAUUAGGCAAGCUCAAAACACUUAUCUCAUUCCUAAGGAUGCGACGAUACAAAAGGUUCAAGAAGGGAUAGAAUUGGCUGCAUACGAAUCGAUUCCUGGAGAUCAAAGGAUAAAUCUUUUUGAAAUACUUGGAGAGCACGUACCACCAGAAGUUGUUAACAAUCUGCAAACUCAAAUUGAUCAAAUAGGACGAAAUUAAAAUUUAUUGUUCAACAUUAAUGUACUGUCGAUUUUCCAUUGUCUUCCUGUACAAAAUUACUUCUAAGUACUUAUAAAAGUAUUUAUAAAUGAGCGAUAAAUCACUCUCUCGUGAAUUAUAAUAUAUUCAGCUUUUACAUUUUUAUAAAUAAACGCAAGAAAAUAA
Vespa crabro (European hornet) is the source of this 804-nucleotide messenger RNA. RefSeq lists its product as uncharacterized. Bases 343 to 639 code for a protein of 98 amino acids. Lineage: Eukaryota; Metazoa; Arthropoda; Insecta; Hymenoptera; Vespidae. The record is from RefSeq and is a predicted model, not a curated record. The transcript is spliced from 2 exons.